AUGAAUAAUUUGAAAAAGAAUGAUAAAGAAGUUUUGGAAGAAUUUGCUAAUUUGUUCCCAAUUUUAUUAAAUGAAAUUAAAAAGGAAUUGGAAAAGAUUGAUUUUCCAAAAGAAUCAAUCCACUGGAUUGAAACCGUGAUAAAAGCAAAUUCAACAGGUGGAAAAAUGAAUAGAGGAAUUAGUGUACUUGAAUCAUUGGAAUCAUUAAAUGAAGGUAGAGCUCUAACAAGACAUGAAAUUUUCCAAGCCCAAACAUUGGGUUGGUGUGUUGAAAUAUUUCAAGCAUGCUAUUUGGUCUCUGAUGAUAUAAUGGAUCAGUCACUAAAAAGAAGGGGUAAACCAUGUUGGUAUAAACAAAAGAGACCAAACUCUGAUCAAGAAGUUGGUUUAGCUGCAAUUAAUGAUUCCUUUAUAAUUGAAUCAUGUGUUUUUAUUUUACUUGAAAAAUACUUUAAAAAUGAAUCCUACUAUUUAAAUAUUGUAGAAUUAUUCCAUAAAACCGGAUUUCAAACUCAAUUAGGUCAAUUAUUAGAUUUAACAACUCAACCAAUUAGAGGUGAUUUCUCAUCAAUUAAUUUAAAAAAUCAUACUAGAAUUACUGAAUAUAAAACAGCAUAUUAUUCAUUUUUUUUUCCAGUUGCACUAGCAAUGUUAAUGUCCAAAAUAAACCAUGAACAAGCAUUUACAACAGCAAAAGAUAUUUUAUUACCAAUGGGUGUAUAUUUUCAAGUUCAAGAUGAUUUCUUAGAUUGUUAUGGUUCACCAGAAGUAUUUGGUAAAAUCGGUAGAGAUAUUGAAGAGAAUAAAUGUUCAUGGAUGAUUUGUCAAGCAAUUCUCAAUGGUACUCCAGACCAAAUCAAUUUAUUAAAAAAACAUUAUGGUUUCGAUAAUCCAACUGAUGUUGAAAUUGUAAAAAAGAUUUAUAAAGAAAUUAAUCUUGAAAAAAUUUUCAAAGAUUAUGAAAAUACAAGUUACAAUUUUUUAAUAGAUAAAAUUAAAACCACUUGUAUUUAUUUACCUCCAAGCGUAUUUUUAAAAAUAUUAUCAAAAAUUUAUAAAAGAGAUAAAUAA
Messenger RNA from Dictyostelium discoideum AX4, 1071 nucleotides. RefSeq lists its product as hypothetical. Gene Ontology annotation, molecular function: dimethylallyltranstransferase activity; transferase activity, transferring alkyl or aryl (other than methyl) groups; (2E,6E)-farnesyl diphosphate synthase activity. The transcript is spliced from 2 exons. The coding region runs from base 1 to 1071 and encodes 356 amino acids. NCBI's taxonomy places the organism in Eukaryota, Evosea, Eumycetozoa, Dictyosteliales, Dictyosteliaceae. Gene Ontology annotation, biological process: trans, trans-farnesyl diphosphate biosynthetic process; geranyl diphosphate biosynthetic process; isoprenoid biosynthetic process. Gene Ontology annotation, cellular component: cytoplasm. The record is from RefSeq and is a predicted model, not a curated record.